UAGACGCAUCAUCUUUUCAUCGCAAAGCUUUGAAACCCACAAGCUCAGGAAAUGGCUCACCAUUAAGAACAUGUAUGAAAAAAGACUCCCAGCACUUCAAGAAGUCAGUGAACUGCACAGAAACACCACACGAGAUGAUAGCAUUUCAGAUGUGUGGUGGGUGUUUGUCAGCUGUCAUCAGAGCUGUCCUUAUCACUGAGUGUCUGCUGACUAGUGUGAGAGGAGAUGGAGCAGAUUCUACAGAGAAACUAGAAAUUAAGUACGCUUUGAUCGGAGGUGGGAUUGGCCUGUUCCUGGCUGCUGGAUUUAUUAUUUUCAAGUUUUGCCUCAUCAGGAAGCAUGUCCGUGAUUACAACACAGAUGGGAGCAGGAAGACACCUUUAGAGACUCAAAUGCUCCAUUUGGGCCCUCCCAGCCAACCAGAACAUCCCGUGGCCGCGGUGUCCGAUGCAAUAAUAAAUGUCGGGCACAGUGAUUUGCAAGAUGAUGUGAACCCUGCAAACAUGGCUACUGGGUGAAAGGUCAACCAGGCGGCCUAUUCCUCUUACUCCUCACGUUUUUGCGGCUCGAACCUAGAUCGGCUUUACGCAUGUAAUUGAACCUCACUAACGUGGCAUUAUGGUUUUCGUAAUAAGCGUCCGUCUGAAGACUUGUAAUAAUUCCUUUUUAUUUGGGUGUGGAGUUGUGUUGUUUAAAACAUAAACAAGGUUUCAGCCAUUUAAAAAAAAAAAAAAAAAAGCCUGAAUAUGUGUGAAUUUGUGUUUUUACGUUUCACUCUCUGAGGAAAAUCAAACUGCUCCACUGACUCACAUAAUACACACAGCUCCACUCAGCAGAAAACCUCUGCACUAACACGCACUUUAUACAUUUUCCACAAGGGGGCGAUAUUUACCUCCAAGAAAGAAAAAAAACUCUUAGAAAAGAGAAGUCCAGUUUCACAUCUGAGCACCAGAGGAGCCUUGACCAAUUCUUUGUACUUUGAUUACUUGUUUUUAUGUCAGAGCAUAAACAAAUGGGACAUUUAAUCAUAUCUACAUAAUGAUGUGUCCCAGUUUCCUUUAAUAAAGCAACAUUUUUGUCAUCAUUAUAAAAAUUUAAAAAUCCUUUUUAACUGUGCCUUCACCC
This is a messenger RNA of Perca flavescens (yellow perch), 1125 nucleotides long. RefSeq lists its product as uncharacterized. Bases 75 to 518 code for a protein of 147 amino acids. NCBI's taxonomy places the organism in Eukaryota, Metazoa, Chordata, Actinopteri, Perciformes, Percidae. The transcript is spliced from 5 exons. The record is from RefSeq and is a predicted model, not a curated record.